GAAUUAGAGUAUUUUUUGUAAUAAUGAUGAUAUAAAAUUGAAAUCAAGUAUGUAUCAAAAACUCAAAAUUUGUGUGGCAGUGGCCUUGUGCAUCUGGCUUCUGCUCGCUACAGUAUUUUCGGAAGAAAAGUCGAUUGAAUGCCCUUCAAUUUAUAACUUGGUGUGAAGUAUUUGUAUUCAAGGUGAGAGGUGACCGACCGAGCCACAAUGUACCCUAGUUCUGGCAGCGGAAGCGGCGGAAAAUCCACCCAAAACGCAUUCCGCAACGACGGCAGCUUCCUGGAGAUGUUCAAGCGGAUGCAGGAGGCGACUGCGACCGCGUCGACGUCUUCCGAAAGCGCAGCGUCAGCGAAACCGUCGGUCAGUGACGUCGCGACGGAGGACAGUAAGUCGGUGGAAAGUGAAGGUAAAAAGGCGGCCAAACCGCCGAUGGUGGGGAAACGGCGUGGAGGACGUGUCCUGCCCACUGGUCAGGUGAAAAAGGUGAAACAGGACAAGCCCGAGCUGGGUGAGGAUAAACCUAAGGAUGCUUGGUCCCAGUACCUCGCCGAGGUCAAGAAGUAUCGGGAGACCACGUGUGAGGAAGAGGGUAAGACGAGGCCGCUCGUCAAGUAGACUCGUAUUACCACAAAAUUUGUUACCAACUUUUGGUGUUACUGUACCUCAAAAGUUGAUUGUUAACUAGUGAACAAUAAUAAUAUUUAUGAACUGAUGUUCCAAGUAUGAGAGUGUCUAGUGAACAAAAACUGAUAAUAUUUUGGACAUUAUGUUGUUCCAAUUAUAAAAGUAAAACUAGUGAACAUGCAUGAACUGAUGCUGUUAGAGUACAAGUGAUCUUCAAUUGAAUUUAGUAUGGCCAAUGCAGCAAUUAUCUUAGCCCUGUAAUUUAUCGUACUGCUCUUCAAGUGUUGAAAUGUAUAUCAGUUCUUGUGAUAUAUCAGCUCUCAAGUAGAAUGAUAGUUGAUGAUUAGUCAAGCUGGAUUCUCUCAAAUCAAUGUACACGUGUCAGAUACAAAGAGAAUAUUAUUACAUGAACUUCAAAUAUGACUAUUCUUAGUCCUAUGCGGCUAUGUGUGAACAGUCCUAUUUGAAGUCAAGGGAAUUAUAUUUUAUCUUAAUGAUGUGAUAGCUAAUGAUGAUUAGUGAUAUUUCAAACUGUGAGCAUCGGUCGAGUGCUUCCCACUCUACUAAUGCUAAUAAAAGUCAAUCUUACUGUAGCUAUUUAUCACACUAAUUUCAAGAAUAGAUUCUCAAGUGAUAUGUAGCUUAGGAACUUAACCAUAAAAACCCAGUAAUUUAUUCACUUAUUUCAAGAACUGUUUUCCAAGUGAUGUGAUAUCUUUUUUUUUUGUGUAGUUGAGAAGUUGAUAUUGUGGUAAUUAUUCAUAUUGAAUGAAAAAGACUAAGAAAUUAUCAAAAAACCACUGAUUUAUUGAUAAUUAGAAAGACCGGUUUCGGUUAGUAUAAACUGAGUUUAUCAGAGAUUGACAAUGGUGUAAUAACCGAAACCGGUCUUUCUCUAAUUAUCAAUAAAUCAGUGUUUUUUUGACAAUUUCUUAGUCUUUUUCAUUCGAUGUGAUAUCUAUUGAUGUGUAACCAGUUAUCAAAUCACUGACUUCUAGAACCGUUAUUCAAGUAAUGUGAUAUCUAAUGUCAGUUCUUGUUAUAUGAUAAGAUUUCUCAAGUAAUAUGUUGAAAAAUAUGAUUAGUAAAUGAUUAGAUAUCCCCAGCUAUUUGACCAACUGAUUUAAAGAACUAUUAAUCAAGUUAAGUUAUUGCUUUUGAUGAAUAUUAAUUAGGCCUAGUGCAUGAUUAUCUUAUCCCAGUUGCCAAUUGCACUGAUUUCAAGAGCUGAUAUUUAAGUUAUAUGAUUUCUAAUGUCAGUCCUUCUGAUAUUGAUUUCAAGAACUGAUAAUCCAGUUAUAUUAUUGCUAAUUAUGAAUAUUAAUUAGUGCAUGAUUAAUUUAAUACCGUUCUUAAUUGCACUGAUUUUAAGAGCUGAUAUUCAAGUUCUAUUAUUUCUAAUGACAGUCCUCGUGAUAUUAUAUCAGUUCUCAAAUAAUAUUUAUUUAUUCAAUCGUUCAGAAUUAUACAACUUACAGAAAAGUACCACAGGCUAACUUACGCCCAAAACGGUUCCAAUUCUAAUUUAUACAACAGUCCAAAUGUAGCUAGAAAUAGUGACACAUAAUCUCUAGGUACAGCUACAUUUGGACUGUAUAGAUUGGAAUUUGAACCGUUCUGGGCGUAAGUUAACUAAAUGAAAAAUGUCAUCAUGUUAGUAAAUGAUGAGCUAAACCUAGUUAUUUACACUGAUUCCAAUACAGACUCAAUUCAUUUCAUUUUGCCCUCUUGUGAUGAUUUGCCACUACAUUAUUGAGAAAAAUAUUGAAAAUGUACUACUGUGCAGAAGGAGUUGUGAAAAACUAACAUCAAUGCAACGCAUUAUCAUUUAAAACUCGAACCAUUCUCAUCGUUUUCAAAUAAAUUCAGUCUGCACUCAAGUGAUGAUCUACUGCUAUGCUGUUGUAAGUUAUCUGUAAAACAUCAACACCAGUAGAAAUCAUGAUAAGCCAUUCUCAGAUUUUUCAUCAAUUACAUAUAUUUAAAAACCGAUUUUCGAUUAAUAUGAGAAGGAAAAUGCAUUUCAUAGUCUCAUCCUACUGGGAAAACUUUUCAGCUGCUAGUCAUUGAUUAUGAGUGUUAACCAUACAACUCUAGUUUUGCAAAUAUUUCACUUUAAAAGUGGGAAAACCAGAAAUUUUUUUUAUUAUAAAAUUCAAAACUGUCUAGUUUGGAAACCGUUCUAAAUUAGUGACUUCACUAACACUUCAGAAAGCCAAUGUUUAAUUUUAACUACAUGAUGAACUUUAAUAUUUUCGUUCUUUGUUCUCUUGUAAAAUGGACUUUGCUAGUUAAUACUCCUAGCCGACUAUAUUCGGGUUUCAAAGCAUGCUUCCUCGAUAUCAAUAUAUUGGUAAGAAUUAGCAGUCUCCAGUUAUCCAUGUAAAUAUUUUUUUUGUGACUCCAGUGAGAAUAUCCAAGUAGUGACCUCCAUUAGACUAGAACGCUAGUGGUUGAACCACCCUCCCGCCAGUGUAAACCCCUUUUGGUUACUCAUUUCUAUCAUAAUGACAGUAGGCUUAUUAUUCAUUUAUUGAUGAAUAUUUGCAAUAUUAUUAUUGUAGUUGGUGAACCCCCUUGUGGUUACUUUUUCCCAUCAUUAAAACAUGUUCCCAUGAUUUAUAGAUAAAUAAUUGCAAAUUUAAUUUAUGUUGUCAAUUUAAAGAUAACUUAGUUGAUCAUCACUGGAUUUGACUUGAAAUGGUUUAGGAAGUUUCAUUCUACAUUAGUUGACCAUCAGCAUUAAUUUAACAUUACCAUAUCCAUUAAAUUUAACUAACUUGUGUCAAAGAUUUAUUGAAGAUGAUAUUGUUGUGGUUAUCAAUAUUACACAAAACUCUCGACAUUUCUAAAACCACCCAUUUACUAAAAUCACUAGAAAUAUUUUUUGCCAAUCUGUUCUUUAUAAUAGAAGAAAUUUCCUAUAUAGUUAGAAAACUAAUCAAAUGAGAUUCAAAAUGGCAUAACAACCGAAACUAGUUAAUUUUACUCAGCAUAAGUAUUAAAAUUAACUAACUUGUGUUGGUAGGGAAUACGAAAUUGUCUUGGUUAUCCAUAUUAUUAUAUUAAACACAAAUCUUAACAUUUUUGAAAAAAAUGUUCUUCAAAAAAAUCUAUUUCCUUAAAUCACAAGAAAUGUUCUUUUGCUAAGCUAUUCUUUAUAAUAGAAGGAAUUUUCUAUAUAUUAAAAAACUAUUCACAGGAGAUUGAAAAUGGCAUAACAAUCGGGUGUAACAUUAUUAUCAAUCUCAAGUCUAGUUUUUCCAUUAUUCAUUUAUUUAUAUUGAUUUGUAUAGGCCUAAUUAUAAAAUUUGAAAUGGCCCAAAAUACUUAUUAUGUUGAUAACUGUGUAACAACUCUUUCUCAUUAUUUCUAUAAGUGGUUUUGGCAUUAAUCAAGUACUGAAUAAAAGUACUAUAUAUUGUCCGAUCAUAGAUUUACAAUAUUAUUCUAGUCUUUUUAUUCAGUACUGUUGUUGCUGUGGAAAACUAGAACAUUUAUUUAUUUAUACAUUGGUAGAAACAUUAUCAUUCUCAACUAUGAAUGAUUGGGGAUGGUACAACAGGCUAAA
Nilaparvata lugens (brown planthopper) is the source of this 4195-nucleotide messenger RNA. RefSeq names its product telomerase RNA component interacting RNase. The record is from RefSeq and is a predicted model, not a curated record. NCBI's taxonomy places the organism in Eukaryota, Metazoa, Arthropoda, Insecta, Hemiptera, Delphacidae. The transcript has 2 exons. Bases 208 to 615 code for a protein of 135 amino acids. Gene Ontology annotation, molecular function: 3'-5' exonuclease activity; 5'-3' exonuclease activity.